UCUUUCUUUCUUGUUUUCUUUUUUCUUGUUCUUCUUGCUGCAGCAACAACACGCACACCAUGCCUUCUAAUUCUUCUCAUCACCAAUUUCUUCUUCAUUUUUCCUUGUUGCAACCAACGACCCCGCACCAUAGUCAUUCAUCACCAUGCCAAUAUUCUCAUCACCCUUCAAGCACCAAACCCGCGAGCACAAAGGGAGAGAGGGAGAAGAAGUUUUUCGCCGUUUCUUGCCUGAUCGACUCACUGACAGUUGCUACGCGUAGACCUCGAGGUUCGUUUGUGGAAACCUUGGGCUUGACUGAACAAGCUUGUGAGCGAGACCUGCACCGCGAGACUAGAACAACUCGAGGUUCGUUUGUGGAAACCUUGGGCUUGACUGAACAAGCUUGUGAGCGAGACCUGCACAGCGAGACUAGAACAACUCGAGAUAAAAUAAAUUCACGCCACAAUGGCCGCAAUAUGCAUCGUAGUGACUGCAAUGUCCGCAACCGCGACGGCCGCAACCGCAACCGCAUCUGCCACCGCAACCGCAAUUUAAAACCCUGGCGAAGAGUUCAACUGAUUCAAAACUGACACCUAACUGGGAAGGGCCGUACAGGAUUUUGCGUGAUUUGGGACAUGGGGCUUACCAUUUGGAGGAGCUAUCUGGGCGUAGGAUUCCCUGGGCAUGGAACGCGCAACACUUGCGCUACUACUACAGUUGAAGUUGUGUUCUGAUUUAUUUUGUUUUAGUUGGUUUGGUUCUGUUCAAAGACUACGUUGUGUUUGUUUGUUUUGUGAUUUCUGUAUUUGCUUCAAGUGUCAAGACUAUGUGGCUUGUCUGUUAAGACUUAGUAGCAUGCACUCUUUUCUCUACCCAGUAGGGAGAGUUUUUAACGAGGCAUGACUUUAUAUUUUAAUGAAUAAACAGGUAUGCACUUUUUUCUC
Molecule: messenger RNA, 926 nt
Organism: Lotus japonicus
Lineage: Eukaryota; Viridiplantae; Streptophyta; Magnoliopsida; Fabales; Fabaceae
Exons: 4
Coding region: 60-572 (170 amino acids)
Source: RefSeq, a predicted model, not a curated record